Linum trigynum is the source of this 1244-nucleotide messenger RNA. NCBI's taxonomy places the organism in Eukaryota, Viridiplantae, Streptophyta, Magnoliopsida, Malpighiales, Linaceae. The record is from the annotation of a GenBank genome assembly.
GCCAACAACAAGAACACUCUUAGCACUAUCUUUGAGGUGAGCAGCUGCAAAGCCACCAUCAAGCUUUGAGGUCAAUUUGGACAUCAACUCAAGAUUGAGACUUUUCCCCUUCCCCCACAUUCCAUGGUGCUUGCACUUCCUCCCUUUCUUCCUUUCUUCUUUAUAGCCAAGUUAAGCAUCAGUUUCCCCACCAAAGUUUUAGCUUUUUUUGUGUAUUGUCUAAUUCCUUUCUCUGAAUCAAAAUGGGUGUGUUCUAUCAGGAAGAGCCACCCCCACAAAACCCAUCAAAGAAAUGCAAGUUCCUUCUGGUUUCAACUCUCAAAGAUGCCUUCUCAAUCUGUCGAUCUUGCGGCGGCCAUAUAAGCUCUCUCCAGCAGCAGCAGGAUGAGGAUUAUGUUCCCAACACGACAACUGAGCUCGAAGAUGUUGAUGAACACGAAGUUGUCGUGUCAGCAAUCAGGAGCAGAGCCAUGGAGAAGUCGAAGCAGAAGGUGUUUGUGAUCACAGAUAGCUUUUCAGGGGAACUGCUCUUUAGUUCUGAGAAGCAGAAGGAUGGAGAAGUUGAAAAGGAUGAAGAUUUCUUCUCUGUUGGGAGCUGUCUUUCGUGUUGUUCGAGCGGGUUGAGCAAGGGGGGCGAAGAGUUCUUCUCAGUGAAGACAAACUUGUUGUCCAGGUGUUCGAGCUUGAGUCAGGUAGAGUUCCCAAGUUUUCACAGGCGGGUUUCGAUAUUGCAGGAGCUUUGCCACUGCCAAGGGUGGCCAUUCGGUCUCUGUAGGAAGGCUGUUUUGCUCCCACCUCUGCCUAAGUCUCCCUCUGAUUCCUGGCUAUGGCGGAAAGGCACUAGAUCAGCCAGACUGCCUUAGAGUUCUUGCAGCUUGCAACAAAGACGAGAACCUUUGGAAGAGUUUGAGAAUAAGAUAGACUGAUGCGGAAGGAUGCAAAGUUUAUUGUUCUGUCAUAUUGCCAUGUCUAUUCCCACGUAUCAGAUUCUAGAUUGGAAAUCAAAAGUUCAGUCCUAUUCCAUCAAGAAAUUCACUGUAUGAACAUCAAUAUUCUAUGAGAUAGUUUUCGAUGAUCUGCUAAGAAAACAACCAGUAUUACAGUUACAGAUCCUUUCUUAUUAUUUUUAAAUCGAUCGUUUCCAACUUGGAUGAUAUUAUACACCAACACAAGGAAAAAAAGUUGCCGGACUUAUUUGCUUGAAGAAACCUUUGCUUCCAGUGAAAUACAGCUAAAUGGAACUG